GUUGUAUUCCCGACAUCUCUCGAACUGCGAUUCGAUACCGGUAUAAUACCGGUAGCACGUGACAAUGCAAUCUGCUUAUGGAAGUAAACAAUCACCAUGACGUCGCCGAGAAUCUUUCGAGGAAGGAGGCUCGUCCUUGGCCGGGUACUCCGGUUGCGAGAGGUAGAACCCGGGCACUCGGUUGUUUUCCGUUCAAGUCCGCUAUCGGACUCUUCUACAAACAAAACGCUGUAUCGAACACCGUGUGGGACAAAGCCGCGGGCAUUCCGAUUUCCUUCGCAAGCCGACUCAUACCAUCGCCAGCGACGGUUUGGUACCCUCAAUGACGGCGAAAGAAAAUUUAGCGAGGGCCAAUCUUUGGUACUUUCAUCCAUCACAGAAACCCCCUUGGAUUCCACUGUGAUAGAAAAACCAUACACCAUUGUCCUUAUGGAGGACCAAGUAGCCGUGUCUCCUUUGCUGUCGACCGAGGGUGACGAAAAUCACAGCUACGAUUGUGCCGAGCAUCCUGUCGGCAACCAAGCCACAACCUCGUGGAUCGAUACCUUUCGAUCGAAAGUUCCUUCCUACCAUGGAAUGUCCUUUGCAUCCAUUUCCUUGAGCUGGCAACGAAAUCCUUCCGUUGCCGAUGGUGUGCUAGCUUUGAAAUCUUGUCAGCUUUCGAGUAUCAACGACGCCAUUUUGGUAACGCGUGGUCCCGUGGCAUCCCUUUGCGCCCAGUAUUAUCUGGAAAGCUUUCCUCUCCAGGGUUUGGUGAUGAUCGAUCCUAUCCUCAUCGACGACGACGAAGAUGCUUGUGGCGACGGAGAGGCGGUGUCCUCUCUGGUGUCGAGGAUGUAUCGAUGUCAAGACGACGACGCAGACAAGGAUCGAUUUCGCUCGGGCCGGUUAUUGGUUGAACCAAAUGCAGUGCCGAUGAUGGUCGUUGUGACGGCACAAGACGACAAAGCAUGGAACGAAUCUUCUCGGUUUGUGGCGGCCCGUCAUGGAGACGACAACGGUCCCUACGGGAGAGUUCCGAUCGUUGAUCUGGCGAACAUUGACGGAACGGAAAAGAACUCGGCAGUUACAGUCCUUGAUGUUAUAGGCGAAUGGAUGAACGACACUCUUUGAAAAAUCCGGAGACGAGCACAGCAAAAAGUUCAACUGUAGGGAAGGCCUCAUUAUGAAUUUUUAUCAAAUGGAUACGCAUGACUAGCAUCCACCACGACUAUUCGGCAAUUUGUAUACACAACCUGAACAGAGCACAUGAAGGAUUCGUGCAGCACAAUUUUUCUAGUUUCAAAGUGUGAAGAUGUCUGCGUACCACAAUUGGGGAAAGGUUCACCGGAUUUUGGACAGUGCUUCAUGUACCACACUCCCCUGUAGAAUUGCUGAAGCGUGCAGAGUGGUUUCAUUGCAGAGGUUGCCGGAUGACCUGUUUCAAUCCAAAAGUGAGCAUUUAUAGAUUACACCUUAAAAAAUAUUUGUACAACAG
Messenger RNA from Pseudo-nitzschia multistriata, 1477 nucleotides. The record is from the annotation of a GenBank genome assembly. Lineage: Eukaryota; Bacillariophyta; Bacillariophyceae; Bacillariales; Bacillariaceae.